Geodia barretti is the source of this 870-nucleotide messenger RNA. Lineage: Eukaryota; Metazoa; Porifera; Demospongiae; Tetractinellida; Geodiidae. The record is from the annotation of a GenBank genome assembly.
AUGACUAAGCAAGAGAUUUCCGAUUCGUUGCGGGCUGAGCGGGCUCGUUAUGUGGCUUCGAAUGCGGGGUCAGGGUCCAAGCAUGAGGAGGCUCGGCAGUGGUUGCCCGGCGGGGAUAGUCGGAACUCGAUCUUUUGGGGUCCGUUUCCGAUCUAUGUGUCUAGGGCCGAGGGGUCGAAAAUCGUGGAUCUGGAUGGGAAUGAGCGGGUAGAUUUCAUCAACAACAUGACGACGUUGAUCCUUGGUCAUCGGCAUCCGGCGGUGAUCGAUGCGUUGCGUGAGCAGCUGGAGCGUGGGGUUUCGUAUCCCGCGCCGACGCCGUUGGUUGUCGAGUGGGGUGAGUUGAUGUGCGAGCGGGUGCCGUCGCUGGACAAGGUGCGGUUUGUGAACUCGGGGACGGAGGCGACGUUGAAUGCGAUUCGAGCGGCGCGGGCGUUUUCGGGCAAGAACCUCUUGGCGAAGUGUGAGGGUGCGUAUCACGGGAACCACGACGCGGUGCAGAUCAGCGUGACGCCGGCUGUCGGAAUGGCCGGCGAUGCGGAGUCGCCGGAUGCGGUGUUGAUGACGCGUGGGAUGACGCCGAGGUCGGCGGAUGAGAUCGUGAUCAUGCCGUACAACGAUCUCGAAAAUGCCGAGCGGGUGAUCCGAGAACAUGCGGACGAGUUGGCGGCGGUGAUUGUGGAGCCGAUCAAUGGUCAGUGCGGGAUGGUGCCGGCCGAGCCGGAGUUCUUGGACGGGCUGCGUCGGUUGACGUCGGAACUGGGGAUUCUGCUGAUAUUCGACGAGGUGAUCGCCUUCCGGGCGUCGCGCGGAGGUGCGCAGGAGUAUUACGGAGUGACAGCCGGACUUGACGCUGUUUCGGGAAGGUGA